CCCACCCGGAGGGGCUCCAGCCUCCCCUCAUCCUCCACUCCCCACCACAGGUGCUUCCUCUCUUAAACCCCUGGGCCACAGCAGACACUCUGUGAGGGCUCCUGGGUUCCAGGCUGGUGUGCCACAGGUCAGCCUGUUCUGAGUGAUCUGAAGAGAAUAUCCAGUGCCCAUACACAACUGAUCAGUUUUUUAAUCUCUUGGACUCAGAAUUCUUUAUUACUGAAUAAUGGACGAGGGAGACAGAGAAAACGAGAAUGCUGAUGUACCUGGUAGACCUGAAAGGAGAAAGAAAGAACGGAUCAAGUCCUUCUUUAGUGAACUUCGUGCAAUGAUGAAGAGUCAAGGUUAUCCUACAAAAGGAGACAGAUACAAAGCACCAAUGAAUGAUAUUGCUGUUUCACAGCUUAAAGGAAUCAUAAAAUCAAGUUGGAUGCCACGGUUUCGUAACUAUGAAGAAUUCAAUCAAAUGACCCUACAAUCGUUAGAUGCCUUUAUGGUUAUACUGAGCACAGAUGGACUGAUUAUUUACGUGUCUGAAAAUAUUUCACCUCUUCUUGGCUAUUUGCCCGAAGAGAUUGUGGGCAAAAAAUUAUUACACCUUCUCCACGAUGAAGAGAAGAAUGAAGUCUACCAGAAGAUAGCUCUUAAACUUCCUAUGUCAAACUCUGUAGAAAAACACAUUGAAUUUGGCUGUUAUUUGAAGAGAGGAGAUACUGAACAUGACGCUUAUGAAUAUGCAAAGUUCAUUCUGGAUGUAAAAGAUAUUGCUUUACAAAGUGAGCCUUUUGCAUUAUUUGCUGCCCACAUUCCCACCAGCUACUACGAUGCACCAACUAACUCGACUCUUCCUUGGGAGGAUCGGAUUUAUCUUGUGGGAAUGAUUUGUAUUAUCAGGAAUAAGAUUCUAAAGGAGCUUUAUGAUAACAGAUACUUCAACAGAGAAGUUCUACUUACUCAAGAUUCAGAAGGCGAACAUGCUCCUUGGAACACCAGGAGUGCCCAAGGCCAAAGAAGAGGUUCUAGAUUUCAAACCCUGCGUGACAAAGCUGCUGCAUCAAAUGAUGAAACUGGUUUGGUAGCAGUCCAGCAGUAUGGAUCACAAGAAGUUGAAGUGAUUAAGAUAGAGUCUGACUCUUCUUACGACUCCAAAACAUCUUCUGAUUCUCCUGCCCAAUCCUGGCAGAGCUUUGGAUACGAAUCUGAAGUGGAUCCGGAGAAGCUGAAGGAUCCAGUGGACCUGGAAUAUUCUGUGAGCCUGGAAGAGGCAGGAGACUUGGAUAAUUCAGUGGAUACCGAGAACCUGAACAACACAGUGGAAACAGUGGCACCGGAAGUGAAGGAGAACUCAGCAGGCCAGAGUGAACCAGAAUACGUUGAUGACUCAGCAGAUUCCGAGAUCCCAGUGGUGCAGGAGGUGCUGUCCGUUGAUGACUCAGCAGAUUCCGAGAUCCCAGUGGUGCAGGAGGUGCUGUCCGCCGCCACUGUAUUCGCUGGCAGCAGUGCUCAGCCAGUGUCGUUGCCAAUGGUGUCCUAUACUAAUGGCCAUGAACUUCACCUGAUGAAGACGUUUAAGGAGCAGCUGGAAGACAGAACUCGAGUGCUGCAAGCUGACAUUACAAGCAAACAGGAUGCUCUGGACAUGAUGAAGGAACAGCUUCAGACAUUGCAGGAUUCUACGUAUCAGAUGCAAUCAACCACUUUUGUUGUCAGUCCUGAAUCCAAAACCCAGUGUACUGCUCAGAUGAAGAGGUCCUUCUCAGAUGUCCAGGAGGCCAAACGUUUCUGUGGCCCAUCUCGCUCUUUGACAUCUACUAAUAUGUUUGACGACCAUACCAUUACUUCCAACCAGCGGUACUUACAGGAGCAGGAACAAUACCUGCAGGGGCAGCUGCUGCUGCUGCAGCAGCAGAUGCAACAGCUGCAGGAGCAGAAGCAACAACAAUUGCUGCAGAAACAGUUGCUACCGGAGCAGUCACAGCAUCAUAGUAACGCUGUAGGGAAUCAUAUGAUGCAGCUCUGUCUGCCAAGCCAAACCUUACCCUUCUACAAUAAGCAGGUUACGUAUGUGCAGACCCGACCCUUCUUGGUUCCUUUACGGAUAGUAACUGAGCAGAAGUCCCCUGACUAUUAUCAAGAUGGAGACUCGAAGCCACAGCAAAAUGAAAGUUCUGAAUCAGAUAUGGACAUUCUGGAGACCCCACAAGAUUUCAUCAAACUCUGGCCACAGCCAGCUGAGCCACAACAUCAUGUUUUCUUUGACAUGAAUCCUUGGACCUCCAAUGAGCAGUCUAACAUCCAAGGCCAACCCAUGUGGCACGAGCAGGUGCAAGUUGCUAAUCCAAGAACCCAGCAGCCUCCUACUGCAGAGGCUUCCCAGGCACCUGCCGCAGACCCAAGGUCCUCCCCUGCUGUGUAUCAGCAGAAGCAGUACUUCCGUCCCAAGCCAUGAACAGAAGACGGAGGUGGGGACAGACCAAUGAGGUCUGCAUGUCCAGGGGACCUACAGUGUGAACAGAGUCCCUUGGAUUGGGUUUUGGGCGGGGUGGGCAUUUACUUUUCUUUACUGACAUACUUUGUUUGUUAAGCAUAGCCUGUUUUUUUUUUUAAUCAUGAUGCAGAAAUAGCCUAUAAUCCCUCUGGCUGCACGUUCCAGCUGUGCAUACACACGUACCACCAUGGGCAGAUAGGAUACAGCACGUCUGUUCAAAUUAGAAUGCUUUUUCCCUGCCCCCCCAAAAAAACCACCAGAGUGGAUUGCAAUCUACUAAGAAGUUGUUUUAGCUGCAACAAUUCUGAGAUUCUGAGGCCUUGGCCUUUUGAUCAAACCUGGUCUCUCUUCUCUAGUCCUGGAGAAACUCCCAGGGAAUGGAAUUCCGACUGUGGGUACACAAAAUCUGCAACACAGGCACUCCUACAGGCACUAAAGUGAUUACAGCCUUAUUGCUUAAUAAACAUUUUCUUGCAAUACAA
Molecule: messenger RNA, 2970 nt
Organism: Oryctolagus cuniculus (rabbit)
Lineage: Eukaryota; Metazoa; Chordata; Mammalia; Lagomorpha; Leporidae
Source: RefSeq, a predicted model, not a curated record